This is a messenger RNA of Trachemys scripta elegans, 8516 nucleotides long. RefSeq names its product 1-phosphatidylinositol 4,5-bisphosphate phosphodiesterase gamma-1-like. The record is from RefSeq and is a predicted model, not a curated record. Bases 979 to 4866 code for a protein of 1295 amino acids. The transcript has 32 exons. NCBI's taxonomy places the organism in Eukaryota, Metazoa, Chordata, Testudines, Emydidae. Gene Ontology annotation, biological process: positive regulation of epithelial cell migration; phosphatidylinositol-mediated signaling; phospholipid catabolic process. Gene Ontology annotation, molecular function: calcium ion binding; phosphatidylinositol-4,5-bisphosphate phospholipase C activity; protein binding.
CGGCCAUGUGUGAUUGCAGUUUCCUCUGGGCGUCCAUUUCACCAGCCUGAAAUUAAUCAGCAGCGAGAGGGAGAGAGAGAAAAGGGGGGAGAAACCCCCCUUGUCAUCUUGAUCCCCAAGCAGAAGUAGAGCAGCAGCCCCCAGGAAUUCACACCAAUUCUCCCUCGCCAGGAUCUGCAGGCGGGCUCCCUGACUGGGAUCUGCUGGAGCAGGGGGACCCCCACAUCCUCCAGAUUCCCUGCCAGAAAUCUACUGGACCAACCCCUCUUCAUUCCUCCCCAGGAUCCGCAGGAAAAGCCAUCAGGAGAUCGCCUGUCCCUCCUCCACUCCAGCCCUCCCCACCCCCAGUUUGGAGGCGUUUGCUCUUCGCUGGCUGAGGGGGAAAUCUCUGAAUCUGGCUGGACAGUUUUUUUACUUUGAAGCCUCUGGGCUUCUUUCCUCCAUCUCUUCCACCGCUGACAGUAAAACCCAGCCUCGCAGAGCUCUACAAGGGGCUGUCCCUCCAUGCCACCCUGCAGCACCAACAGCAUGGAUUUUGUGUCUGUAAAGGGGAUGCUGUAAUUUCAGCCUCCUGGACCUGCCCUGGUUGGAUUAUUUUUGAUAGCUCUGAUUUGAAAAGCAGCCACCAAGCCUUCCUGCCUGCCUGACCGUUCACUGCUGCAGCUGGAUUACAGCAGGGAAGCCUCAUUCCUGGGUUGCAGGGAGAGAAGGUUGCAGGAUCCUUCAAUCCCACCCCCUUCCUCUUUCCACAGCUCCGAGGAGAGUCCUGGCUCUUUGCAGCAUAUGUGGUGCAGCAGAGUGGAAGCCACUGCAGCAAAGGAAGCGCUUGUCUCGGGUGAUUUGGGGGAAAGGAAUUGAAAAUAAGAGGGUAGGUUUUGUUUCCGAGGGUCUGGGCUUCAUUUCCCAAACGCUCGUUCCUUUCAUGCAUGACACGGAUCCUGCUCUGUGAUUCCUUCAGGCGAUGGCCAUGCAGUAAAGAUGUCAGUGUCCAGGCUGAACAGUGUCAAUGGGUUUUUGGAGGACUCCAGGAUGGAGGUUGGGGACAUGGGGAGGAUCCUCAGGAGUUUGGAAAUUGGGACCGUGCUGACCUUGUUCUACCAAAAAAAGUCCCAGAGGCCAGAGAGGAGGACGUUUCAGGUGAAGCUGGAGACCAGGCAGAUCAUUUGGAGCCGGACGCCUGAGAAAGUGGAAGGAGACAUUGACAUUCGGGAGAUAAAAGAGAUCCGCCCAGGGAAGAAUUCCCGGGAUUUUGAACGAUAUCCAGAAGAUGCUCGGAAACUGGACUCCACCAUGUGUUUCAUCAUCCUGUAUGGACAGGAUUUCAGGCUCCGGACGCUCAGUGUUGCUGCCUUCUGUGAGGAAGACGUCAACAUGUGGAUGACGGGCCUGAACUGGCUGGUGAUGGACACUCAGAAAGCCCAGACGCCGCUGCAGGUUGAAAGGUGGCUGCGGAAACAGUUUGACUUGAUGGACAGGACGAGAGAAGGCAGUAUCACGGUGAAGGAUCUGAAGGCCAUGCUGCCCCAGGUGAACUACCGGGUACCCAACAUGAGAUUCCUGCGGGACAAGCUAGUGGAAGUGGAAGCCAGGAGCGACAUGGCCUUCACCCACUUCACUCACUUCUACAAAAAUCUAAUGUUUGAUGCUCAGAAAUCGAUCAUCGAGCAGCUGGAGCUCUCCUUCCCCUUGCGGAACGUUGACCGGGCGGAGCUGUGCCAGAUUACACUGUACGACUUCCAGAAGUUCCUGCAGCACGACCAGAAGGAGCCCUGGGCCAGUGACAUCGGCAAGGUGCGGGAGUACAUGUGUGGCUACCUCAGGGACCCCUUCAGUGACAUGACAGAACCCUUCUUCCAGCUGGAUGAGUUUCUGACGUACCUGUUCUCCAGGGAAAACAUGGUCAUGGACGCCAAGUACGAGCGAGUGGUCCCAGAGGAGAUGAACUACCCGCUGUCCCACUACUGGAUCUCCUCCUCCCACAAUACGUACCUGACUGGGGACCAGUUCUCCAGUGAGUCCUCGCUGGAAGCUUACGCGCGCUGCCUCCGGAUGGGCUGCCGCUGCAUAGAGCUGGACUGUUGGGAUGGUCCAGAUGACCUGCCAAUCAUCUACCACGGACACACACUCACCUCCAAAAUCAAAUUCCUGGAUGUCCUGCACACCAUCAAGGAACACGCCUUCGUGACCUCUGAGUUCCCCAUCAUCCUCUCCAUCGAGGACCACUGCAGCAUCGUCCAGCAGAGGAACAUGGCCUCCCACUUCAAGAAGGUCUUUGGGGACAUGCUGCUCACCAAGCCAGUGGACAUCAACGCCGAUGAGUUGCCUUCCCCCACCCAGCUCAAGAAGAAAAUCCUCAUCAAGCACAAGAAGCUGGUGGAAGGGAACCUUUAUGAAGAAGUCUCCACGGCCAGUUACUCGGAGAAUGACAUCAGCAACUCCAUCAAGAAUGGCAUCCUGUAUCUUGAGGACCCCAUUGACCAUACCUGGAGCCCACAUUACUUUGUGCUAACAAGCAACAAGAUCUAUUACUCCGAGGAGACGUCCCGCUACCAGUCCAACGAGGAUGAGGAAGAGGUGGAACAAAAAGAGGAGUUUAACAACAACGAGCUGCACUUCAGCGAGAAGUGGUUUCACGGGAAGCUGGGCGGGGGCCGUGACGGGCGCCAGAUCGCCGAGAAGCUGCUGCACGAGUACUGCACCGAGACGGGUGGGAAGGACGGCACCUUCCUGGUGCGGGAGAGCGAGACCUUUGUGGGAGACUACACCCUCUCCUUCUGGAGGUCCAGCCGAGUUCAGCACUGCCGCAUCCACUCCCGGCAGGAAGCCGGCACCACCAAGUUCUACUUGACGGACAACCUGGUGUUCGACAGCCUCUACAGCCUGAUCUGCCACUACCGCGAGGUGCCACUGCGGUGCAACGAGUUUGAGAUGAGGCUCACAGACCCCGUGCCGCAGCCCAACGCCCAUGAGAGCAAAGAGUGGUACCAUGCCAACCUGUCCCGCCUGCAGGCCGAGCACAUGCUGAUGAGGGUGCCCCGGGAUGGAGCCUUCCUGCUGCGCAAACGCAGCGAGCCCAACUCCUAUGCUAUCUCCUUCAGAGCGGAGGGCAAGAUCAAGCACUGCCGGAUCCAGCAGGAGGGCCGGCUCUUCAUGCUGGGCAGCUCCGCCGAGUUCGAGAGCCUGGUGGAUCUGGUGAGCUACUACGAGAAGCACCCGCUCUACCGCAAGAUGAAACUCCGCUACCCCAUCAACGAGGAGACGCUGGAGAAGAUGGGCACUGCCGAGCUGGACUAUGGAGCCCUGUAUGAAGUGCGAACCCCUCACUUCUACGUGGAGGCCAACAAGAUGCCAAUGGCCAGGUGUACGGUGAAGGCCCUCUACGAUUACAAAGCCCAGCGGGAAGACGAGCUCUCGUUCUGCAAACAGGCCAUCAUCCACAACGUGGACAAGCAGGAUGGAGGCUGGUGGCGGGGAGACUACGGGGGCAAGAAGCAGCUGUGGUUCCCAGCCAACUACGUGGAGGAGAUCAUGAACACGCUGGUACAGGAGCAGGACGAGGCUUCGGCAGAAAACAGCCCCCUGGGGAACUUCCUGAAAGGGUUCAUUGAUGUACCGUCCUGCCAUGUAGUUAUCUCCAAAGACGGGAGGAGCUCCAAACCAUUUGUCUUCACCAUCCAUUCCCAGCAGAUGUCCCACCCGUCCCAGUCGCUGGACGUGGCUGCAGACACACAGGAGGAACUCAACGACUGGGUGGCCAAGAUCCGAGAGGCCACACAGAACGCAGAUGCCAGGAUGCAAGAGGGGAAGAUCAUGGAGCGGAGGAAGAAGAUCGCCCUGGAGCUCUCCGAGCUGGUCGUUUACUGCCGCCCGGUGCCAUUCGAUGAAGAGAAGAUCGGCACAGACAAGGCUUGCUAUCGGGACAUGUCCUCCUUCCCUGAGACCAAGGCCGAGAAGUACGCCAACCGCAGCAAGGGCAAGAAGUUCCUGCAGUACAACCGACGCCAGCUCAGCCGCGUCUACCCCAAGGGCCAGCGCCUGGACUCCUCCAACUACGACCCGCUGCCCAUGUGGAUCUGCGGCAGCCAGCUGGUGGCCCUCAACUUCCAGACCCCCGAUAAACCAAUGCAGUUGAACCAGGCCCUGUUCAUGCUGGGAGGCCGCAGCGGUUACGUCCUGCAGCCAGACAUCAUGAGGGACGACUUGUUUGACCCCUUUGACAAGAGCAGCCUGAAGAUUGUGGAACCCAUCACUGUGCAGCUCCAGAUCCUAGGCGCCCGGCAUCUCCCCAAGAACGGCAGGAGCAUCGUGUGCCCCUUCGUGGAGGUGGAGGUCUGCGGCUCGGAGUUUGACAGCAGCAAGAACAAGACGGACGUCGUAGCUGAUAACGGCCUGAACCCCGUGUGGCUUUUCAAGCAGUUCGUCUUCGACAUCAACAACCCUGAGUUUGCCUUCCUGCGCUUCGUGGUGUACGAGGAGGACAUGUUCAGUGACCCCAACUUCCUGGCCCAGGCCACCUUCCCCGUCAAGGGCCUCAAAACAGGCUACCGGUCAGUGCCCCUGAAGAACAGCUACACUGAGGACCUGGAGCUCUCCUCCCUGCUCAUCCACAUUGAAAUCAUCAACGCCAAGGAAGAAGACGAGGAGAACCUGUACUCCUCCAUCCAGCAGCUGCGUGACCGAGCCAGCGAACUCUCCAACCGGGUCUCGAGCUUUGAACACAGCAACAACUGUGACUUGCGCCACCAGCAGUGGCUGGAUGAGCUGCGGGCGGCCAAGGAGCGGCUGAUGGAGCUGACCGAAGUGCGCAACAGGAAGUUGAUGGAGAAAAAGAAGAGAGAUCGACAGAUGGCCAACAAGCACAACUGAGCCAGCCGCGGGGCUCUCCCAGCUGGGGCCCUCUGCUGGGGAGCCUGGAAAUUCUUGCCUGCAGGAGAUCUGGCUGCUGCUACCAGCCAUCCCCCCAACAGUCCACUUUUCCAGCUGGCUGGUUGCUAUAACCCUGCAUCAGUCAGCUGCUCUGGGGGAAGAGACAUUGGCUGCUAGAACUGCAGCACUUGCAGGACCUGGAGAGCACUAGAGGUGGUUCUGAAGAUGGGAGCGCAGAGCUGUGGUAGCACCUUUCCUGUUGUCAUAACCAAGCUUUUCAAGGAGAUGGAAAAGGGGUUACGUGCCAGGACACGCAAUGCCUCUCAAGAGGAUUCGAGCAGCUACCCGGGGCAGGGGUUCCCAUCAGCUCCCUUAUCCCCAGUCAGUCUGAUCUGCUUCAACAUCUGUUUAAAAAAAAAAAUUUCACCACCAUGAGACUUCCGAAGGGGGGGAGGGGAGAGGGACAUCUCAAGAGCUGUAGGUUCAAAUCCUUCCGUAGGUCACCAGUCUGUGUGUGUUUGCGUGGGGUCCCUAGAUGACAUUUCUCUGCAGUACAAAACCACUGCACGCCCAGGGGCCCUGGGAGGGCCAAGGGGAGCAGGGGUGACUGCAGAGCAGGAUUGAGGGGCAUCGGCCGAGCUGUACAUGGCCCGGGGGGCUGCAGGUUAUAAUGGAGGGACAUCGGCAGAGUGGUGUGUGGAGCCCCUUGGGUUGGAUAGCAGGAGGUGUGUGCUCUGCCUGGCUGUCGCCCCUCACAAGGGUUAGAGGAAACCCUGCCCCCUAUUUAUUUAUUUAUUGGGAGGCUGGGGCUUGAUCCCUUGCUCUGCGGCCCUUUAGAGUUGGGGUGACACUUGCUGAUGUGUUGCAGCUCCCCCUGUGCCUGCAGGCCCUGGGGAGCUGCUGUGCCCCCAAGGCUUCUGCUCUGCAAUGAGCGAAACGGCUCUGAAUUGCCCUGCAGACAUUUCCAAGGGGCAGCCAAAGGCUACUACCAGUCAACCGGACAUGCUGGGGGGCAGAGGCCUCAGUGCAUCACUGGGAGCCUCAGGUUGAAUGGCCAAGAGCGGGAGCCACACAGCUGUGGGGGGCUUCCCAGCCCUGCACCAGUAAGACAGGCACAUGCCCAUUCCCCCUUGCUGGAGUUCGUAGUGCUCAGAGAGAAUCAUUCCCUCCUCCUGGAGCAGAUCAGAGCCUGGGCAGCUGCCCGGCCCCAGGCUGGCGAGUGGAGCUCCUGGCUCUGCCUUGCCUUGUGCCGCUGAGGUCGGGGUGUUCUUGGCAUUGCCACUGAAAGGGCUUUUCACCUGUGCGUUACACGCUGCCCAUCACCUCGUUAGCUCGAAGGAUGCAGGGAACCGGGAUGAGGAAUCGGUGGACUGAGAACCAGCUGCACUCUGCACGUAGCUAGGGCUCUCCAUCGCCCCAGUGCCGGACAGCUCCACAGCCCCCGGCAGGGAGGCGAGUCAGGAUCGUUCGCCCCACUGGACCAACCAAGAAACCGAGGCACAGAGAAGGGAAAGGGGCAUGCAACAAGCGACUGGCUUCAGACCCAGGCGUCCGACCGAUUGUGCUGCCACCCUGCACCUUUGACCUGAGAAAGGACUAUCAGCCGGCGCCACAGACAGGAGCCCGGCUCACUCAGACCCACUUCUGAGCCCCUGCCCAGAGCAGGAACACAGGCUGUCCCGCCCUUCGGGUGUCACAUACUAACAGCUGGGAUCUCCAGCCAGUAUGGAUGAGACGCUCGCUGAGCCAGUGCUGAGGUCUCCAGGCCAUUUAGCGGCACAGGGAAGAUUUAGACCCAGGAACUGUGCUGGGAUCUCGAGAAAUAGCUGAGAUUUCUUUUUUCAAUGUGUGUAUAAACUACGGGGAGAGGUCUGUGACUAGCCUCGGUAUCAGGGCAUGUGGAAAUGAUGCACUGUCCCCUUAGAGACCUCACAGAAUGAAGAAGUGGGGUCAGGCCUGGGCAGAGCUCCACCUGCACGCUGCAGGGGCGGGGGACAGUCGCCUUUUAGCGCAGAUGUAAAACCAAGGCCCUGACCACCCGCAGUUAGUAAGUGCCCUGGGCAUGUUCCUUUGGUGUUGUUAUUACGAAUCCCAUUUGUGGGGCCGUAAAUAGAGGGCGGAAGAGGAGGGUUGACCUGACACCAACCCCCUUCCUCACAGGACUGACAAUCUAAACUCAGGUGACAGACCAUAAACAGGACCCAGUCACUGGAGCUUGCAGGCCACAUCUGGGGAACGUGGAGGCAAAGGGAGCUCGGCCUAUGAUCGUGGGGAGGUUGUUCCAAGCAUGUGGCGCAGGAUGGAAGAAAGUAGGAGAUGGGGGUGAACAAUGGCAGGAGGAGGGUAGGCACGAAACUCCAGCUCAGGUAACUACAUUCUGCCAAUCUAGCAUGCCCAGCGCAGUUACAGUCAGAGAGUUUAUCCUUGCUCGCCCUUCUUUAAACACUGUUGUGUGGUGUUGCUGUGUGCUGUUAAACAGCUGCCACAUCCCACCCCAGAGCUGGCUGCAUUUCAGGGAUCACUCUAUAGAGCACUUUGGGAUCCUUCAGGAUGAAAUGUGCUAUAUUAUUAUUAUUGUUAUUUUAUUUGUAUGACAAUAGCUGAUAUCAGGGCUGCAUUGUGCUAGGUGCUGCACAAACACAUAGUUACAGGCAGUCCCUACCCCUAAGAACUUAUUAAAGAGACACAGCAGGCAAAAGGUGGGAGGGGACACUGAGGCACAAAGUGGUGAAGUGACUUACCCAAGAUCACCCAGCAGGUCAGUGGCAGAGCUGACCAUAGACACCAGUCUCCUGAGUCCCUCCCGCUGGUGGUGCAAUCCACUUUGCCAUACUGCUACAGAAGGGAGCUGGGAAGAAACCAAACGCCUGGCGGAGAUUCCCCUGCCCUCCCAGCUGCUGCAGAUCCCUGCCAUUUCAUCGCUCCUACAUAAAUCCCUUCUUUUUAAAAACAGUACCUCUGAUCUGAGAGCAGUGAAGGGGCAAGUGAAACCCCUUCCGAGGAAUCCCAGACAGAGCUCAGCCUUCCAGAGCCCCAGUGGGAUAAAUAAAAGGAGGAGAGCAGGAAACCACUUUGGAUUCAUGCCUGUGUUGUGAGGGGUUGUCCAACCUCUCAGCUCCAAAAAUCAGCAUCUCAGGUCCACCCAGCUCUGGGAUUGUUGCGAAUGUAACAUAAUAAGGGGGGGAUGCCAGGAAAAUGCCUGAGGUGCCUCAGUGGGCCAGAUGCAGCCUGGGUGUAAGCAUUGAAGCCAGUGGAGUUGUGCCCACCUAACCAUGGCUGAAUCUGACUCAAUAUUUGUUUUGGACCCAUGUGGAUGAGAAGGGGGGAAGCCGGAUUCUGGUUUCCCUCCCCUGUUAUAUAGGAGGUGCACAGUUGUACGUCAGCCCCUGGAAAGUGCUAGGAGACGCUGGCACCGGGGCAGGUACUGACGUUUCCAAGAGUGGCUAAUAAAAGAAGCACAAGGGAACCAGCAGCUGGAAGACUGGUCUUUGCAGCAGCUUCAGGCAGGCAUCGGGUCAGGAUGUUAUUGUAGGUCUCAUGCAGGAGGAUAAGGUGUAUCGAUGGGGGAUCAGGCGUCCUGCUGGUGUCACUGCAGGGAGAUCUGUGAAUUCUUUGUAUGAAAAUAAAUCUAUUUAGCCAAUAUUUAUACA